Molecule: messenger RNA, 5140 nt
Organism: Branchiostoma floridae (Florida lancelet)
Lineage: Eukaryota; Metazoa; Chordata; Leptocardii; Amphioxiformes; Branchiostomatidae
Product: centrosomal protein of 135 kDa-like
Exons: 28
Coding region: 22-3912 (1296 amino acids)
Source: RefSeq, a predicted model, not a curated record
ACCUUGAAGCCUGGCCCUGUCAUGACUUCUACUGCGGAGCGGAAGUUUGCGAACCUGCGGCGGCGUCUGGACCAGCUGGGUUACAGACAGCCACUGGGCAUCGAGAGUCUGCCGCUUGUGGAGAAACUGUUCGCAGACCUGGUGCAUACAACAGAGAGCCUGAAGAACUUGAAAUUGCAGGGUGGCAAAGCCUCACAGCAGCCCACAGACACAGACGAUGAUACAACAGAACCGUACCGCACAGAGAACGCCCGUCUGGUGACUGAGAACAACAAGAUACAUCUGGAACUCAUCAGCAUCAAGGAAGCAGCAGAUAAACAAUCUAAAGAUCUCAAGGCAACCAUCCGGAAACUUGAACACGAGAAUGCUGAUCUGCGCUUCCUCAACUCACAGUACAUCCACAAGGUGCGUGCUGUGGAGAGGGAUAAGAAGUCCAUGAAAGACAAGAUCCAGCAGCUCCAGGAGAAGAACCUCCAGGCUGUGGUGCAGACUCCAGGUGGGAAGAAGCGGAACAUCCCGUUCCACAGACAGCGUAUGGAGAUCGACUCCCUGGUGCCCCCCGCGGACCGCCCCAGCCCCCCUCCCAGCCCGGUUGUGGAGGACCCGUACAUCGCUGACCUGCUGGAGGUGGCCGACAACAGGAUCGACACCCUCACCAAGGACAGCCAGAGGUUACACGAGGACAAGGAGGCUUUGGACAGAAGGAUUAAGACACUGACUCGACAGGUUGAAGCUCGGGAUAAGGAGAUAGAGCGGCUGGGAUAUCUGCUGGAGGGAGGGCGGCCCCAGGACGUGGUCUCGAUGGAAGGCAAACUGCGGGCGAAUGAGAAACUUAUCUCACAUCUCAAUGUACAGGUGGACUACCUCCAGCAAGCGAACCGUGACCUUGAGCGAAGGUUACAGGAUGUUCUGGAGGACCGUCGCUCGGCGGCGCGGGAGCAGAUGGAGCUCAGCACCAGGAACGACAAGCUGAUGUCUGAGCUGCAGGACAUCGACCGUCUGGCCGGAGAACUGCAGAAACACAAGGAACAAGCCAUCACCACAGCAGACAACGAAGUCCGCAACAUUGAGAUUGAACUGAGAAGGUCCCAACGCCAGCUGGAGACUGCAGAAACAGAAGUGACCACUUUGCGAGAGGAGCGUAAGUCCCUGCUGUCCGAGAAUGAUCGCAUCAGCUCUGACCUGGCGAAUAAGAUGGCGGAGGCGCAGCGCCUGCAUGAUCUGAUGGACAAGGUGCAGGAGGACAAGAGACAUCUGUCUGAUAGGGUCAACAGGCUCACCAAGAAAGAGAAAGACCUGGUGCUGGAGCUGGAGAGACUGCGGGACAUGUCUGUAAGACACAAGAGAGACAAGUCUCCCUCACGACUGGACAACUUCAUCAAGAGUCUGGAGGAGGAGAGAGAUUAUUACAAACAGGAGGUGGAUGUUCUACAGAAUAUGAUAAAGAAAAGAUCUGGGAGCCCGGCUAAAACACCGACCUCCACCCCAACCAAGGGAUCCUCCAUCAAGGGCACUCCCACCAAGGGCACACCCACUAAGGGAUCAGGGGUGGACAAAAAGACGGCUGCUCACUAUGAGACCAUCCUGCGGGUGCUGGAGGAUGAGCGUGACUUCUACAAACGGGAGUACGAGAUGCUGCGUGCCUUACGGCGGUCACCCACGAAGGGGUCUCCUCCAACCAGAGACAGGUCCGUGGAUGAUAUGACAGAGAUUAGCCGCUUGCGGCAGGAACGUGACGAGCUGCAAUCCAUGCUGGACAAGUUUGAGCGCCACAUGGCCGAGAUCCAGUCCAACGUCAAGGUGCUGACCGGGGAGAGGGACAAGACCAGUAUGCUGUAUCAGCAGGCACAGGAAGAGAUCAACCGUCUGAGGCGAGAUGCUGUGCGUUCACCAAAGUCCCCCAAAGCCACGCUGGCGGCUCAGUCCAUCCUGCGUCGGGUGGAGAACGAGCGUGAUGACGCCAUGGCAGAUCUGCGUAGGAUGGCCACAGAGAGGGAUAGUCUCAGGGAAAGACUAAAGAUAUCUACAGAAACUGCACUAACAGACAGAGCUCGGCUAGAGCAGAGAAUAGAAGACCAAGACGGCCAGCUGUACACAGUAGACCAAGAGCGUGCUGACCUACAGGGGAGGGUGGCCUCCAUGAGGGACAUGAUUGACACCCUGGAGGACCAGGUUAAGUCCCUCACCAUGAAGGUGGCAUCUACAGAAGAGGAGGCUUCACAACAGAAGGCCACAGCCACACAGAUGAGGCUGUUGGCAGAGCAGACUGAAGCGUCUUUAGAGGACUGUCAGCGGCGCCUCACCAGGAAGGUGGGGGAACUGCAGCAGGCGGAGGAGAGAGGGCACUCACAGGCAGAGAGAAUCGAUGACAUGAACCGUGUCACUGCUAAUCUGAAGGAUGAGAUCGCCCAGCUGAGGGGUGCGGUCAGUUCGCUGGACCGCGAGAAGGACGGCCUCCAGAUGAACGUAGAUGAGAAGACUGAGAGGGUAGUAGGGCUGGAGGAGAACGUCGCUAAUAAGGAAAAAUUGAUUUCUGAACUCAGGUUGAAUGUUGGAGAACUAGAAACAAGACUAGACCGUGCCAAUGAUUUAGUCAGUAAUAAGGAGAGAGAAAUCCGCAGUCUUCGCCGGCAGCUAGAUGGAACUACAGAGGAGCUCGGGGAGGUCAGCCGAGGUCGGGAGGUGGCCCUGAGAGAGAACAGGAGACUACAGGAGGACCUGGGCACCAUGACCAAGGAGAACCAGGCUGUUCAUCAGGACCUGGAUGAGACCAUGUCAGACAGAGGACGUCUCAAACAGCAGGUGCAGGACUACAUCGCAGAGGUCUCCAGGUGUGAGGACCUCUUGGCAGCUAAGGACCGCGAAAUAGCGGACCUGUUGGAGAAUUACCGUAAAGCGAGCACGCAGGCGGAGCGGUGGGAGAUGGAGGCUCACCAGCACCAGGGAGAGUCCAGUAACACCAAGCUGGAGCUGAUGUCCCGCGAGUCAGAGGUGCGCAGACUACGGGAGAAGGCAGACAGUCAGGAGAGGGAGAUACAGGAGCACCUGGCAGCCCAGCAGGCGUACGAGCUGCAGGUGUCAAACCUGACGGUCUCCAUGCAGACCCUAGAGGAGGACCUGCGCCAGGCGGAGGAGGAGAAGGGCGCGCUCGGAACCGACCUGUCGUCCGUCCGCGAGCUGUGCGUCAAACUGGACACCACAAAGGAGGCGCUGUCACGGCAGCUCACCCAGAAGAGUGUGGACUCAGAGCAGGCCAAGACAGCAUUAGAGGAGCUACGAAGAGAAGCAGACUUGCUCCGUAGCCAAGUGUCCAGUGAACGUGCCUCCGUGCGCAACCUGGAGGGUCUGCUGUCCACCAACCGGGAGCGAGAGUUUGCCUCGCAGCUGACGGAGCAGGAGCAGCGCUCGGAGAUCCAGCUGCUGAAGGACCGGCUGACACUGGCAGAGAGCAAGACUCAGAGCCAGCAGCGUGAGAUCACCACCCUGCGCACACGAGCAGCACAACUGGAGUCGGACCUGGAGAGGACCAAGAGGAACCUCACAGCAGAGAGGUUUGAGAAGGAGCGAGCAUAUCAGGAGCUGAGGCGGCGUGGUUUCUCUCCGUCCCGAAUCUCCCCGCCUACGGACACCUCCGGUCACUACUCACGAUCACCCUACAGGCGGUCAACCAGCCCGCGCAGGUCCAGCCCUCCUAGGAGCAUAUUAAAGUCGCCUGACCGGUCGAGAACGCGGUCCCCCGAUAGGUCGAUCACGAGGUCUCCACUGACGCUGUCGUUUGGAGACCCUGACGACAGGUCAGGAGCCAUCUCACCACUAGCCACAGACAGAGACAUGGAGGGGGCAGACUACCAGUUAGAGGGGGAGGAAGGGCCGGACCGGGAUCGGAGAGGAUCAUCUGGCUCCGAGACGUAGAGUGGACUUCCUGCACUAAAACGUUGCAACAGUGAACAGUUCAACUGCCACCUACCGCAGAAGCAGUUACUGUAUCAGUCGCACUGGAACUUCAACAUUUCUCAACAACCAAGUUUUCUUUUCCAUAGCUGAAUUGCUAGGUACAUGCUUUACAUGUGCACCCCUUGUCUUGUAUCCUGCUCAUAUCAGUUCUGUAGCCAUGGAUGACACUGAGACAACACUCGAAUGAUCAUGAGUCAGCUCAGCUCCAUGUUCGGAGGAAACAAGGUUUGAAACUCGUGGUAACUGUUGAAAUUUCAACUAACGCUUUCGCCUCACAACACUGGCUUGCAAGUAUCAUCCAUUGUGUAAAGUACAAAUUCAACAUGGUGCUACAAUAACUGUAAACUCUCCUGAUGUCACAUUGAUUACAAGCCUUGUAAUCUGAUCAUAGUAGGAAGCUAGAAACUGUACACUACAGUCAACUACCUCUUUGUAGACUUUCUUCACAAAACCAACAUUGUCUGAUACACUGAAAGGAUAGUUCCUGUGUUGUUUUCUGUAUUAUAGAUAGCAGACUUCUUGGAAUACACAGACCGUUAAAUCACAUCACUACAGACAUGUAAAUAUUUCAGGAAUUGCAGUCUUGGUCCUAUUAUUUAGUAAGUUGUAAUAAUCACAUGAUUGUUCUCUUUGCAUUUUAGUAUUAAUUCCCUGUGCAAAAGCUAAUCAGAUUGAUACAGAAUUGCACAAUUCUUCAAAAGUUUUUAUUUUGAUUGCCAUUUAUAUUUUAUAUAUAUAGUACAUGUUAACACUGUCCCCCGGGUGGUUUGACAUGGUAGUGUCCAGGUCAGUUGAGUGGUUUUACUGUUGUGUAAGAGUUACUGUAAAGAUGUUGGAAGAUUCUCCACAAAAUGUAUAUCCAAUGACAAUUUGAUUUAAAGAACAUUAUAGUACAGGAUUUUCUACGGUAUCAGAGGUGGCCAUAUCAGUAUCAACCGUUAGAAACUGACAGUUUUAGAACAUAGUGUUUGCAUUUUUUGCUACAGCCAUAACUUAUGGCAACCGUCCAUGUUCCUGAGAAUUGUUACAAUUAUUGAAGACAUUCUUCCUGUUGUAAUCCAUUAAAAGUGUGUGAUGGCAUGCACCAACUUUUACCACAUCCACAGUGUGGUGUAAUGCUGAAAAGGAUCUUUAUAUUUUGUCUGAAAGAGUUAUCAAGAUGAUUCAAUAAAAUAGUUCAAUCUUA